Molecule: messenger RNA, 1704 nt
Organism: Lachnellula hyalina
Lineage: Eukaryota; Fungi; Ascomycota; Leotiomycetes; Helotiales; Lachnaceae
Product: Solute carrier family 40 member
Exons: 4
Coding region: 1-1704 (567 amino acids)
Biological process (GO): iron ion transmembrane transport
Cellular component (GO): membrane
Molecular function (GO): iron ion transmembrane transporter activity
Source: RefSeq, a predicted model, not a curated record
AUGUCUCUUCUCGAGGGCACAGAGCUUGAAAUUGCGACAGGGGAAGAUGUCCAAAGUGACCGAACUUCGGCUUCCAUUGAACCACUAUCGGAUCCUCAUCAAAAUGGCAUGACGAGGUCUCAAGCUUGGAAUCUAUAUACUUCACAUUUCCUCUCAACAGGGAAUAUCAGGACCUAUAUUAUUUUCACGGCAGCUACAUAUCCAGACACGCUCAUAGCUUCCUCAAUCCGGGGCAUUGUGAGAACACUCGCAUCGAUAUGCUUUGCUUCUAUUGUAGGAAGAUGGGUUGACCAUGCCCCCCAUCGCUUGAAGACACUUUCGAGCACAAUAUCCGUCAAUAGGAUCUCUGUCAUUAGCGCUUCAGCCCUCUGGUUCUUCAUGGUUAGGUCUAGAAGCGCAACUCAGGGCUCACUUCAGUCAACCUCUUCGAUCACUCAAGCAAUGUUCGGUCUCAUUCUAUUUCUAGAAGUUCUUGAAUCUCUCAGUGCUAGUGGCAAUAUGCUUUCAAUGGAGCGGGAUUUCGUGGUCACUGCUGCUGAUCCAGAUGGUCAAUCCUAUGACUUGACUCAUCUGAACUCAGUGAUGAGGAGAAUUGAUCUAAUUUGCAAGCUUAUUGCCCCUAUUCUCAUUUCAGUCAUUGUGUCAGCGACGAGCGUCCAAAUCGGCGUGUUCGUUGUUGGUGCUAUGAGUACUGCAAGCUGGGUAGUUGAACUGCUAUGUGCGAAGAGAGUCUGGGAUCUUAAUCCACGAUUGAGAGUCUUGAAAACGAUAGAAAUUGGGGUCUCAAAUACCGUGUCUCCGAGUCUCCCUCCAUCCAGCUCUCGUCAUAAGAUCUCUCAGGCACUACGUCGUUACGGGCAGGAUUUCGAAAACUACUUCUCCUCAGAGGUCUGGAUUCCCUCAAUGUCGCUCUCUUUUCUCCACAUCUCAGUCCUUACCUAUAGCGCCACGUUUAUGACCUUCCUACUGAACGCUGGCUUCUCUUUGGAUUUGAUUACCAUUGCACGGGCAGCUGGAAGUGUUGUUGAGAUCAGCAGUACGGUGGUAACACCCAUCGGUAUCCAUUACCUCUCAAAAACUAAGGGUCGUGGGCGAAUCCGGGGUGUGGUUACCAGAGCGAACGAGGAUUCUGAAGAUUCAGGUGUAGGACUACUGGAAAGAUUCCCUGAGCAACAAACAGCAACCGAGACAGGGCUCGAGCGAUUGGGACUUUGGGGAAUCUCAUGGCAGCUACUGAAUUUAGUACCCGUCGUAUUCGCUCUAUGGUCUCUGUCGCCGGACACCACCACAACGACCACCUUAUCAGCCAUCGUGUCCCGGAUCCUGGGCCCCAUCGCAUCUCAACCCCUCCUCGCUUUCACACUAUUCUUCUUUCUCUCCAUAUCCCGUCUCGGCCUCUGGAUCUUCGACUUAACUACCCAGCAACUGACCCAGACCAUGAACCCGACCUCCCAGCGCUCCUCUUUCACAGGCGUAGAAUACAGCUUCGUGUCGCUCUUCGGGUUGGCACAACAUAUUGUUGCUAUUGUGCUGCACAGGCCGGAACAGUUCAAAUGGAUCGCGCUAAUGAGCUUGGGCGCUACGGCGAUAAGUACGGUGGCUCAUGCAGGCUGGGUUUGGAAGAUGAGAGGCCAUCUUGUCCAUUGGGAUCGUAUUGGAAAGGGGUGUGAAUGUGUGAAGGUUAGACUUAGACAGGUGAGAUAA